This is a messenger RNA of Solanum pennellii, 799 nucleotides long. RefSeq lists its product as uncharacterized. NCBI's taxonomy places the organism in Eukaryota, Viridiplantae, Streptophyta, Magnoliopsida, Solanales, Solanaceae. The coding region runs from base 86 to 760 and encodes 224 amino acids. Gene Ontology annotation, biological process: microtubule-based process. The transcript has 2 exons. Gene Ontology annotation, cellular component: dynein complex. Gene Ontology annotation, molecular function: dynein intermediate chain binding; dynein light intermediate chain binding. The record is from RefSeq and is a predicted model, not a curated record.
CCUCCUCAUCCAAGAUUUAUAUACAUGAGUUCUCUCAUCCCACCAAAAUACCAUUCAACAAAACUCAACACACCUCAAAACAAAAAUGACAACAAGAGUAGUGGGUGAGAAACAAAACAAAGGAUCCAUGUAUGUAUACAACUUAGACACCGGAAACCCAAAGCCAAAGCCAAAACCAGAACCAGACUUAUCAACCAUGUUAAAGAAAGGUAUAUCAAAAGGAUGGCCCCUUAGAAGAUCAAAAACGUAUCGCGAAAAUCAUCAUCAAAAUAACAAUGUUGUCAUCACAACAACAAAAGGAGAAACAACAAGAAAAUCAGUUUCAUCAAUUGAAGGACAAGUUAUUGUUAAUAAAGAAAUUGAAUUAUCAAAAAAUCCAAUUAUUGAAUCAAGAAAAUCAGCUUCUUGUGUUAUUGGAACAAGAAAAUCAUUGACACAUGUUGAAUUAAAUGUGGCAUCAAUGGCUGCAAUUCUUCAAGUUAAAGUAUUGGUCACAGACAUGCCAGGAUUUAUGCAAGUUCAUGCUUUUAAAUGUGCAAGAACUACUUAUGAUAGCUUGGAGAAAUUUAGUUCCAAACAUAUGGCCUAUAACAUGAAAAAGGAAUUUGAUAAAAUAUAUGGGCCGGCCUGGCAUUGCAUAGUGGGCUCAAGUUUUGGGUCAUAUGUUACUCAUUCCACAGGUGGAUUCCUAUAUUUUUCAAUGGAAAAACUUUAUAUUUUAAUCUUCAAGACAAAAGUUCAAAAGACCAUUGAGUCCUAAAUAAUUAAUUUAUUUUGGUAGAAAUACUUUUAGUUUUGU